UUGUAUAUCACAAAAAUAUUUUUAAAAUGCCAAGCUUAGAUCUUGAUGUUCAGUAGUAUAAUAUACAUUAGAUGAAAAUGGAUCAUUUGGGCAAAAGAGAAGAAUCAUCUUUUAGUACUAUCUUCUACACUCACAUAAACAAAAGCUACAAAAUGAAUCAAAACCACUAUAUAGGCUGCUGAAAGAAUUAAAGAGAAAGAAAGAAGAAGAAGAAGAGAGAAGGAGAAUCAUGGGGGAUGAUACGCCGAUCAGGAGGAGAAAUAUCAGUGUUCUAAUGUUUCCAUGGUUGGCUCAUGGUCAUAUAUCUCCUUACUUAGAGGUAGCCAAAAAGCUUGCUCAUAGAAAUUUCCAAAUCUAUUUCUGUUCCACACCUGUAAAUCUCAAUUCCAUCAAACAAAAACUAUUUUCUCAUCAUCCAAACGCCUCCUACUCAAAUUCCAUACACCUAGUUGAGCUUUAUCUCCCAUCUUCACUUCCUGAGCUUCCUCCUCACUACCACACAACCAAAGGACUCCCACCACAUCUAUUGCCUUCUCUCAAUAUGGCCAUGGACAUGGCCAAGCCUGAGUUCUCUAAAAUCCUCGAAACCUUAAAACCAGAUUUGUUAAUCCAUGAUUUUAUUCCUACUUGGGUAUCCAGCUUGGCUUAUUCUCUCAAUAUCCCAACCAUUUCUUUUAUGAUCAGUGGAGCUUCAUUGAUCUGUUUUGGUGUUCAUCUUGCAUCAAACAAAGGUGGUGAUGAAUUUCCUUUCCCUGAGAUCUGUCCUGAUUCAGCUAAAUCACUGUUAGUCAAAAAACUUUCAAGUUCUUCAACUAACAAUGAAAGUGGAUAUAAAAGAUACAGUGAUGUCGUUUUGAUUAAAUCUUUAAGGGAGCUUGAAGGGAAAUAUAUGGAUUAUCUCUCUGUUUCUUUCAAUGUCAAGGUUAUUCCUGUUGGUUUUCUUGUUCCUGAUAACACCGACGACGAGGGCAUGGACAUCAUCAACUGGCUUGACAAGAAAGAGAAACACUCGACCGUGUUCGUGUCGUUUGGCAGCGAGUGUUAUCUAUCUAAGGAAGACAUGGAAGAGAUGGCUUAUGGGUUAGAGCUAAGCAUGGUGAACUUCAUAUGGGUUAUUAGAUUUCCAGUUGGAGAGAAAAUGGAGCUUGAAGAAUCUCUUCCGGAGAAGUUUCUCGAAAGGGUAGGAGAUCGAGGUUUGGUUAUUGAGAAUUGGGCACCGCAGGUAAAGAUUCUGAACCAUUCGAGUAUUGGUGGGUUUGUAAGCCAUUGUGGGAUUAGUUCAGUCAUGGAAAGCUUGAAAUUUGGUGUCCCAAUUAUAGCCAUGCCUAUGCAACAUGAUCAGCCAUGGAAUGCUAGAGUUAUAGUGGUUUCUGGGGUUGGUUUGGAGGUUGAGAGGAACUCUGAUGGGAGGAUUGAAAGGGGAAAUGUUACAAAAGUGAUCAAACAGGUUAUGGUGGAAAAAAUUGGGGAGGAUAUUAGGAGGAAUGCAAAAGAAAUGAGUAAUAAAAUAAGAGAUAAAGUUGAUGAGGAAGCCAUAAACGAGUUGGAAAAUGAAAUUUUACGGCUUUGUGCGGACAUUAAUGUAACCGAAUAAAUGAAUGCUUUUUUUUUUUUUUUUUUGGCUUUAUAUUUUUGUUGUUUAUAUUGCUUUUGGGGCUUGUUUUAGAUGUCGUUCUAUUUCUGUUAAAUUGCAUUGCAUUGCCCUGUUUUAUGUUGUUAUGAGUAAAUUAUAAUAAUGAUGGAUUGUACUAUCAGCACAGCUUUGUCUGAUGCCCUUCCAA
Molecule: messenger RNA, 1781 nt
Organism: Ziziphus jujuba (common jujube)
Lineage: Eukaryota; Viridiplantae; Streptophyta; Magnoliopsida; Rosales; Rhamnaceae
Product: UDP-glucosyltransferase 29-like
Exons: 1
Coding region: 230-1594 (454 amino acids)
Molecular function (GO): UDP-glycosyltransferase activity
Source: RefSeq, a predicted model, not a curated record